This is a messenger RNA of Penicillium expansum, 1089 nucleotides long. Its product is annotated as putative protein phosphatase PP1 regulatory subunit Sds22. The coding region runs from base 1 to 1089 and encodes 362 amino acids. Lineage: Eukaryota; Fungi; Ascomycota; Eurotiomycetes; Eurotiales; Aspergillaceae. The record is from RefSeq and is a predicted model, not a curated record. Gene Ontology annotation, molecular function: protein binding. The transcript has 7 exons.
AUGAAGAACAAGGAGGGCUGGGACGGAAAAAUGAGAAUGGAGCCAAAGGCCGUUAUUACAAACCCGGAGGCGCUGGAGGAUUCAGAUUACUCGGAUCCGGAUGCACCCCCGGUCGAAGAGAUUGAGGCUGAUGAAGAUCUAUUGGCAGAGGAAGAUGUUAAUGCAGAGGAUAUUGACCUCGUGCAUUGCCGGAUAUCAUCGAUUUCUGCUCUUAAAUUGGAACGCUUCCCUAAGCUUCAGGUACAUACCCUCAACGACCCUGGAAUCCGCAUGUGUCUGGUAGCAGAGAGGAAUAUGAGACUAUGCAUGCGCCAGAAUCAAAUAUCACGCAUCAACUUCCCUCCAAAUGUCGCUGCCAGUCUGACCGAACUCGACCUCUACGAUAACCUCAUCUCUCACAUCAAGGGCCUGGAGGAGUUCCAUAAUUUGACGAGCUUGGAUCUGAGCUUCAACAAGAUCAAGCAUAUCAAGAAUGUCUCGCAUCUGAAGAAGUUGACCGAGAUUUUCUUUGUGCAGAACAAAAUCUCCCGUAUCGAGGGCUUGGAGGAAUUGACUGGAAUCAAGAACUUGGAGUUGGGCGCGAAUAAAAUUCGGGAAAUCGAAAACUUGGAAACACUUACCGCGUUGGAAGAGCUCUGGCUUGGAAAAAACAAGAUUGUCGAAAUGAAGAACCUGGACAGCCUCUCAAACCUCCGCAUCAUCUCCAUCCAAUCCAACCGCCUCACCAAAAUCACGGGUCUCUCCGCGCUCCCAAAGCUCGAAGAGCUCUACCUCUCUCACAAUGCAGUAACCGAUCUUUCAGGGCUGGAAUCCAACGAGACACUGCGCGUGCUUGACUUUUCCAACAACCAGGUCUCCCAUCUUGAACAUCUUUCUUCACUAAAGAACCUCGAGGAGCUGUGGGGGUCAAAUAAUCAGCUUGCUAGCUUUGAAGAGGUUGAGCGCGAGCUCAAGGAUAAGGAGAAGCUGCAGACUGUUUACUUUGAGGGCAACCCGUUGCAAUUGAAUGGGCCGGCUGUUUAUCGGAAUAAGGUGCGCUUGGCGUUGCCCAAUAUUCAGCAGAUUGAUGCUACUUUUGUCCGAGUUUAG